CACGGUCACACUGCAUCGCAAAUCGAUUUAUUUUGUAAAAAAAAAAAAUAAAACCGCAUAGAUCCGCAGAGUUUUUGCAAACAAGCGUGUGCAGCUCGUUCGCCUUGUAGCCCAGUGCCUCAGAACGGAGACCCACGUCGCCGUCUUGAUAAGUCCGCAUCCAAUAUAUAACCGAUAAUCACGAUAUUCUGGGUAUUAUUCAAAAUCAAGUAGAAGAGACAACAGCAACGGGACAACAACAACGCAAGCUCGCCACGUCAGUGGGAGUGAGCGAGAGCGCAAGAGCCAAGCGAACGGGAGCGAGCGAGAGGGACAACAAAAACGAGGAAAAAUGUUUAGUAACUUUAAGGAGCGUUUUAUAUCGGCCAUAGCGCCCGACUUACCGCCUCUGCCGGGCAGCGGUGAGCGGAACAGUGGCGGUCACCAUCACAACCAACAUCACCACCACAGCUCGCCGCACCAGCGUCUCCGGUUCGGCGGCUCCGGCGGACAACCGAUGCCGGAUAAGUUCCCCUACGCGCGGCCCCCUUUUCUGCAACUUCUCACGCCGGAUGAACUGCGCGCCUCCGCGGACCACAAUGUGCGACCCAUCAUCGUGCCGCGGGACAUCAACCUGCUGCCCUGGGGCACCGGUUACGCCGAGUGCGUCAAUUCCGGAAAGUCUGAAUGGAACGAGGACCAGGGCGCCUUCUGCCGGCAAGUGCUUUCGGAUCCGGAGCACAAGCACCCGGACCUUCCCUAUACAUACUUCGGCAUCUUCGACGGACACGCCGGAUAUGGAGCCGCACUGGCCGCCUCGCAUCAGUUCCAUCACAUCCUGCACGAGAAGCUGGUUGACUGCCUGGAGCUGCUCCUGCCACGGGAUGCGGAGGCCAACAGUGGCGUCGGCGGUGGCGGGGAUGGAACCAAACUGAAUCCCACAUUCCCGCACCCCAUUUACUUUCAGCGUCGGGUGAGCAAGGACGAGCUGAUCGUGGGGGCGCUGGAGAGUGCCUUCUUCAACAUGGACUCACUGAUAGCGCAGGACAGUGAUCGUUACCGCGAUGCCGGUGGCUGCACCGCCUGCGUUUCAUUGUUCAUCGAUGGCAAGAUGUAUGUGGCGAAUGCCGGCGAUUCCAGAGCCGUGCUCUGUCAGCGGCGUGCCACGCGUGCCGAGAAGCCACACGCGAAUGCUACGGACUCUGGCAUUGAGCCGGAUCCCCUGGAAGCUAGCUGCUACCCAGUGCCGUUCUCAGCGGAUCACACGCCCGAAACGGAGCGCGAACGACUGCUAAAUGUGGCCCGGUUGAAGCCACAUCUCAUGGGCCAGCACUAUGUGGCCAUGGAGUACGCGAAGCGGCCGCACAUCAAGGACAUGGGCCAACGCAUCCUCUGCCGGCAGGGCACAAUGCGCGGCUGGACGUACAAGACGCUGACCAGAGAGGAUCUCCGCAUGCCGGUGGUCAAUGGCGAGGGCAAGCGAAGUCGCCUGCUGGGCACACUGGGCGUAACGCGUGGCUUCGGCGAUCACGAGCUGUUGGCCAUCAAUACGGGCAUACAGAUCAAGCCCUUUCUCACGCCCCAUCCGGAUGUGAGGCAGAGGGACCUCACACAGGUGGUGUGCAUUCCGGACGAGGACAAUCGAGACGGUGACUACGGUGUGCUGGUCAUGGCCACCGACGGCCUGUGGGAUGUGUCCGAGAAUGAGGCUGUUGCACGCACCGUCUUCCAGACGCUCUCCAAAUAUCCAACGGAGAAGCAUCGCUAUACGAUGGUCGCCCAGGAGCUGGUGGCCCGUGCCCGUGGCAAAAUCAACGAUUCCGGGCAUUGGCGACUAGCCGACAGCAAGGCGGCCGCCACGGUCGAUGACAUAUCGGUGAUUGUGAUCCCGGUUAGCCAGUAUUACAAGGAGCAUGUGGAAUGGACGCAGAACUACAAGCGGGAUCUCGAGCAUCGUCGUCGCCAGGCGCAGGCCAAUAUGGCCCAGGAGGCGGUCAACGUGCUCAAUGGCGUGAUUGCCGAGGAGGCGCACGUCGUCGAGGAGGAGGAGGAGGGCGAGGUGGUCGUCCACGAGGCCCGGACCGCGCAGAAGCAACCGGCGAAGCAGCAGCAUUCAGAGGAGGCAGUCGAUCAAACCCUGGUGGUGGAGCUGACCCCCGCGCUGAAGCAGAUGCAGCUAAAGGACGCGGAUGCAGCAGCGGCAGAUUCCGGCAAGGAAGAGGAUAAUGGUAAGGAGCAGGAAAAGGAGGCGACGACAACGCGACAGCAGACGCCACAGCAGCAACAAAAGGGCCGCAAGGGCAAGGGAAAGCACUAGGACAAGGACAAGGGUCCUGCCACACAGGCCGCUUUAUGGGGCUUAUUUAGCGACACAGCAAUAUUCAAACGGAUGCAGAUGCGACAGUUAAAAAACACAUCUAUAUUUUUUUACACUCCACACACAAGAACAAAUUCAAAACAUUCAAAGUUAAUUACAUAAUUUGCUUAUGUACAAAAAAACAAAAAACAAAACAAAAAAGAAAACAGAACCGCAAGUCAACUUAAUUGCAUUGUACAAUAAUUUACUUUAACUAAGUGUAUUUAUUUUGAUCCAAAUUUAUGAAGGGAUGAACAAAGCCUGAGAAUAACGGCAAGAUUUUCAAUUAUCACAAAUCAAAACCUUAUGAUUCCAAUUAAAAACAUACACGAAACAAAAAAAAAAGCUAAACACAGAAUUAAAAAGUAUUUUAAGCAGUGAAACGAUAAAAUAAAAUAAAACAACA
Messenger RNA from Drosophila elegans, 2741 nucleotides. RefSeq names its product protein phosphatase 1H. The record is from RefSeq and is a predicted model, not a curated record. Gene Ontology annotation, biological process: protein dephosphorylation. The coding region runs from base 332 to 2296 and encodes 654 amino acids. NCBI's taxonomy places the organism in Eukaryota, Metazoa, Arthropoda, Insecta, Diptera, Drosophilidae. Gene Ontology annotation, molecular function: cation binding; protein serine/threonine phosphatase activity. The transcript is spliced from 3 exons.